Messenger RNA from Myxozyma melibiosi, 2602 nucleotides. Its product is annotated as transcription factor STE12. The coding region runs from base 101 to 2371 and encodes 756 amino acids. The transcript is spliced from 2 exons. Gene Ontology annotation, molecular function: DNA-binding transcription factor activity. Gene Ontology annotation, biological process: regulation of DNA-templated transcription; regulation of pseudohyphal growth; sexual reproduction. Lineage: Eukaryota; Fungi; Ascomycota; Lipomycetes; Lipomycetales; Lipomycetaceae. Gene Ontology annotation, cellular component: nucleus; Ste12p-Dig1p-Dig2p complex; Tec1p-Ste12p-Dig1p complex. The record is from RefSeq and is a predicted model, not a curated record.
GACAAACGUAUGCUGCCUUUUUUACUCUCUGUGCAACAUGCCCCAUCUCUAACACCCGUCAUCCACAGUCAAGAUUUUCCUUGCCAGUGCUCCUGCGCGCAUGAUGCCAAAGGAGAUGUUCAACCGUUUCCAGCUGCCAACCCAGGAAUAUGUCACCUGCGUUCUAUGGUGCGUCUCCUAUCUACCCCUCUGUCACUCGAACGCUCUACUGACACAAUUCUGCUAUAGGAAAGGAGUGUUCUACAUCACCGGCACCGACAUUGUUCGCUGCCUGACCUUCAGAUUCCAGGCGUUUGGUCGGCCGAUCAAAAACCCAAAGAAGUUCGAGGAAGGAAUCUUCUCUGACCUGCGGAACCUCAAACCUUGCAACGACGACGCCCUACUGGAAGAACCAAAGUCAACUUUUCUCGAGCUUCUGUACAAGAACAGUUGUAUCCGGACUCAAAAGAAGCAAAAGGUGUUCAACUGGUUCAGUGUACCUCAUGACCGACUAUUCCUCGACGCGCUCGAGCGCGACCUCAAGCGCGAGAGUAUGGGACAGGAGGCUACCACCGAAGCAGUGUCAGAGCCCGCCCUCUCGUUCCAGUAUGAUCCUGAUCAGACUCUCUUCGAGCAGCUGAUGAAGGCUCUCCAGCAGUCCGCCACCUCGUCUAUAGACGCCGAAAGUAUGCUGGACUCUUACAACAUGGGUGCUCCUGACCCGGCCUGGAAUAUGGCGCCACCUCCGGUCCCGACCGCUCCAACUUCCAUCCACUCCCUUCCAGCUGAUCAACUGGCUGCUCUUCCUCCUAACUCCCAGACCCUUGGACUGGCAGCUUUGCGGACGGAUUUGAUGGAAUCGCCUGCAGAGGAGCUGAGUAUGGUGAACGCAUACCCUACAGACUUGCAUGAAGUGGUGCCUCAGAACAUAUUGCGUGCGCGAAGAGAGAUUCAGUUAGAGGCAUCUCCUGCCCCUUCUUUUGACUCUUCGGUUCUUGAUGAUCCCUUUGAUGUACGUAUGGGUAUGUCAAAUUUCGAGCCAAUGACGCCUGAUACGCAACACUCGAUGCCAUUCCCUGAGCAGUACAUCGACGCCCCAUACUACAAUACGUACGAGACCGAAUACGACGAGUCAGAGUACGGUACCGGUGACAACAUUCCAUACUACCCCUCAAAGGGCUACCCUGUCCAGCACCACCACCAACAGGCUAUGCCGCCGAACCAGAUGGCGGACGGCAGACAGAGGUUUCCGAACCCUAUGAUGGCCCAGCGCGCUAGCUUGCUCGGGGGAUCUCCUGUCUACAAGCAACGCCGUCGUCGUUCCCUGUCCGGCCAGCCAUACCCACACCAUGUGCCCAACUCGAGCGGCUUGGUCGGAGAACAGCAUCAGCGGAGAUAUGUGCCCAUGGACAUGCCUUCUUCCAGCCGACCUCUGUCAAGCAAUUCGGCCGGAAGCAUGCGUUCAGAGCCCACGAUCCUUCCCUCGCACAAUGCCGUUCGCCGUCCUUAUGUCGGUCAGCAGCGGCACCACCAUGCGCAUGACAACCACAUGCACAUGGUGCAGUCUUUGCAGGAAGAGGACGACUACGUCAAUGCGGGUGAGUACAUGGGUGACGACUACUCGCAGUACCUAAACUACAACGAGGUCGACCGACACUCGCUCCCGCCGCAUCUCUUGGCCGAACAGCAGCAGCAGUACGACUAUCAGUACAGUAUGGCGCUUCAAUCCCCCAAGACUAUGCCGCGGUAUAGCGGUAGCGGUGCUGGUGGGCCGAUCAAGACAAAGGUUCAGCGUCAGGAUAGUGGUGCUGGUCCCUACUCGAUGGCCGCGACUACGUCAGCGUCUAGCACUGGCAGCAGCGGGCGGAAAUCGCAUACGUGCCCUGUUGCUUCUUGUGGACGGAUAUUUGCUCGCCUCGAGCAUUUGAAGAGACACGUCAGGACACAUACAAAUGAAAGGCCUUAUAAAUGCAAGAUUUGCAACAGGGGCUUUUCGAGAUCAGAUAAUCUUGCGCAGCAUCGCCGGACGCACGAUAAAAUGACUGUUCUCAGUGAAGACCAAGUGGCUGCCGCUGCUGCUGCUGCUCGCCAACGCCAGCAGCAACAGCAACAGCAACUCCAGCAGCAACCUUUCCAUAACCACCAUCACCACUCUCAUCAUCAACAGCAGCAGCAGCAGCAGCAGAGACUGCAGAACCAGCAGCAGAUUAAGCAGGAGAUGUACUACGGCCGAGAAGUCGAGGAAGAAUCUUCGCCUGUAGAUGAUGACGGGGACUAUGAGAGCGGAGUUUCCAUGCGUCGUCCUACGGCAGGCAGCGACAGUGGUGCCGAGUAUGUGGACGACGAGCAACGGCUGGACGCAUAUACGCAGUAUGGCGACAGCGCGUACUAGAUUGUCGUGGCCGCGUAGUGCAAAAAGUUUUCUCCGGGUUCGUUCUAUCGGGUGAUAGAAAUUGUUUUGUUUUGGCGUUCCUUUGUCUAUUGGGAUAGUUGCUCCGCGAUUGCAGAUUAUGUUUUUAUUUUUUUAUAUAUAUGUUGGUCUCGGAAAUAGCUUUCGUUUUGUCUGCCUGAUUUUCACAAAGUACAUAGUUUGAAAUUUAUGCGCGGUUAUAUAUAUAUACAA